Molecule: messenger RNA, 2556 nt
Organism: Mangifera indica (mango)
Lineage: Eukaryota; Viridiplantae; Streptophyta; Magnoliopsida; Sapindales; Anacardiaceae
Product: probable serine/threonine-protein kinase WNK4
Exons: 7
Coding region: 575-2380 (601 amino acids)
Biological process (GO): intracellular signal transduction; protein phosphorylation
Cellular component (GO): cytoplasm
Molecular function (GO): ATP binding; protein serine/threonine kinase activity
Source: RefSeq, a predicted model, not a curated record
UCUUUUCUUCUUUAAAUUCCAUUCUUCUCCCAACUUUUCUCUCUCUCCUCCUAUACUGUACCUCUUUUUGCUUUAAAUCUUGACUAAAAUCUUUGGUUUUGGGCCUCUAUCAACACAAAAAAUGCUACAAACAGAGGGUGGCCACAGAUACUUGAAGUUCAAUCAUGACAACUCCCUCUUCAGUAUUUAGAUUCCGAAACUAUCCAACUUUUUCUUUCCCUCUUAACUUAAAUACACCUUACUCAUUACCUUGUCAAAAAUGUUAGUAACAAACAAUAAGCACCAAUUAUUCACAAGCCAGCAUCUGGAGAAGGCAUGGAUCAUUCUACGGAUUUACUACUCUAGUCAUUUCUGGCUCCUCUUUCGUGUCUUCUCUUAUGAAAAUCAAUAGGGAAAGCCUCGGAUUUAAAUUAUUAUUAUUUUAAUUUCUCUCUUCCUUAUUCAUAAGCCUCCCUUCAUUUAGGUACUUGUAAAAACAUUUUAUAUAUAUAACUUAAGUAGGAAUUUUUACGUACGUUUCUUUUCCGAGUUCUCCAAUUUUUCUGGGGAAGGAAAAAGGUUUUCAAGAGAAAAGAUGUACAGAAAGCAAGGUGAUGAAGACAAGGCAGAGUUUGGAUAUGUUGAAACCGAUCCUACUGGUCGGUACGGUCGAUUUGAUGAAGUUCUUGGCAAAGGAGCUAUGAAAACAGUGUACAAGGCAAUUGAUGAAGUUUUAGGAGUGGAGGUGGCAUGGAACCAAGUAAAGCUCAAUGAGGUGAUGCGUUCACCGGAUGAUUUGCAGCGUCUGUACUCUGAAGUUCACCUCCUCAGUACCCUUAAACAUGACUCCAUCAUUCGAUUCUACACCUCUUGGAUCGAUAUACAACAUAAGACAUUUAACUUCAUCACUGAAAUGUUUACUUCCGGAACUCUGAGAGAAUAUAGGAAAAAAUAUAACAGAAUAGACAUUCGAGCAAUUAAGAGUUGGGCACGCCAAGUGUUGCAAGGCCUUGUAUAUCUGCAUGGCCAUGACCCUCCAGUAAUUCAUAGAGACCUAAAAUGUGACAAUAUUUUUGUGAACGGUCAUCUUGGACAAGUGAAGAUUGGUGAUUUAGGACUUGCAGCGAUUCUUAGCGGAUCAAAAUCAGCUCACAGUGUCAUAGGCACCCCAGAGUUCAUGGCACCAGAAUUAUAUGAAGAGGAUUACAAUGAACUUGUUGAUGUCUACUCAUUUGGUAUGUGUGUUUUAGAGAUGCUUACAUGCGAAUAUCCUUAUACUGAAUGCACCAAUCCAGCACAGAUUUACAAGAAAGUUACCUCGGGAAAACUACCUGAAGCAUUUUACAGAAUUGAAGACUUGGAAGCACAGAGAUUUAUGGGGAAAUGCUUGGUUACCGUCUCAAAGAGAUUGUCUGCAAAAGAACUAUUGCUUGACCCCUUUUUGGUUUCUGAUGAGACUAAAUUGCUGUCAAAAACAAGGCAAAUUCCAAAGCCAUUUUUGAAUGAAAAGGAAAUGGAGAAAUUGCAGUUGAGUGUUGAUCCUCCAAGGACUGAUAUGACAAUCACAGGCAAACUUAAUCCUGAAGAUGAUACCCUUAUUCUUAAAGUGCAAAUUACUGAUAAAGAUGGUACAGGAAGGAAUAUAUAUUUUCCCUUUGACAUUGUAGAUGAUACACCAUUGGGAGUGGCAAUGGAGAUGGUGAAGGAGCUGGAGAUAAAUGAUUGGGAGCCAACUGAAAUAGCAGAAAUGAUUCAUGGAGAGAUUUCUGCUCUAAUACCACAUUGGAAGAAAUGGGAUUUGCCUCAUUUAGAAGCUUACCAUACAUUUAAUUACAAAGAACAUGAAGAUGAUGAGCCUAUGCAUCUUUUAUACUCUUGCUCAUCUUGUUCAUCAUCUCAGGUUUCAUUUCCAGGCUUGAUGGCACAUAGCUACAAUUGGCUCCAAGAUGAUUUAUUUGAUGAUACUAGCUCUCUAAGUUCUUCACAGUCAGGAACACAUUCCAACUUGAAUUAUUAUUCUGGAGAUGAACAUCAUCAUCAUUUGAGCCCCAUUAGAUCAGACCAUAAACAGGUCACAUUCUCAAGACCUCAUCAAAAUAUUAAUGUUCCCUACAGACAAUGUAAAGUUGAUAUUGAUUCACUUUCUCAUGGAGCUUCUUCUUCUAAAACCAAAAGGGUACCCAUCGACAAUCGAAGAUUAACAAGGAAUAGUUCUCUGGUAGACAUUCGUAGCCAGUUGCUUCAUCGCUCUUUAGUCGAAGAAGUGAACAAGAGAAGGUUAUUUAAAACUGUUGGAGCUGUGGAAAAUAUUGGGUUCCAAGCACCUUGUGAGGUGUCCAAUAAAAAGGUGUCAAAAAGGAUUUCAAAGCAGAAGGAGAAGAAUUCAGGAUCUUACUUCUAAUGCAAUGUUUGAAGACCACAAGUCAUGUAAAGAGGUUUCAGCCUGUGUAAGUUAAUCUUGGGUUUAUAGGGGUAGUUUUAGGUACAACUAGGAGUGAAUUGAUGUCUGUGUGGUGUGUUGUUUGAAUAUAACUUCCUAAUGAAACAAGAUUAUAUACAAAGACUAUGAUGCAUUAA